AUGCAGCGCUACCAGUGGCGAGUUCUGCCGCAAGGCAUGAAAAACUCGCCCACCAUCUGCCAGUGGUAUGUCGCUCGCAUUCUGUCCCCUAUUCGGAAAAAGGCAGUUAGAGCUGUGAUCCUACACUACGUGGACAAUGUUUUGGUGUGUGCACCCACGCAGCAGUACCUGGACUGGACUCUGGGGGAGAUCAAUGAUAACCCCAAGACUCUGCAGAAACUCCAUCAACUCUGCGAGUCCAUCAACUGGGUGAGGCAGCUCCUGGGACUGACGACUGAGGACCUUGCCCCUCUGUUCAACCUGCUUUGUGGGAAUGAGGAUCUCAAAUCCCUGAGGCAGUUGACAGAAGAGGCAAGAAAUUCCCUCAUCAAAGUCCAGGAGGCGCUGUCAUCUCGCCAAGCCCAUUGUUAUGCCCCAGGGAAGGCGCAGGAGGCCCUGCAGGAGCAGUACCGGCUGGGUUCACUGCUGGGCAGCGGCGGCUUUGGCAGCAUCUACUCGAUCACGCAGCUCGCAGAUGGAGCCCUGAUGGCCAUCAAAUGCGUGCUGCGGGACUGCAUCUGGCACUGGGGCGAGCUGCCCAACAGCGCCUGUGCGCUCCUGGAGAUUGUGCUGCUGGACAAGGUGUCCACUGGGUUCCGUGGUGUCAUCCAGCUCCUGGAGUGGGUUGAGUUCCCCAACAGCUUCUUGCUGGUGCUGGAGUGUCCGGAGCGGUGUCAGGACCUGUUGGGUUUCCUGGUGGAGCGGAGGUUCCAGCCCAAGGAGGAGGCGCAGGGGCUGUUCGGCCAGGUGCUGGAGGCCGUGCAGCACUGCACCAGCUGCGGGGCCCUGCACCAGGACAUCAAGCCCGAGAACCUCCUGGUCGACCUGGCCACCAGGCAGCUGAAACUGAUUGACUUUGGCUGUGGCGCCGUCCUCCAGGACACAGCCUACACCCAAUUUGCAGGACCCCUGUUCUACAGCCCACCUGAGUGGAUCCACCACCAACGCUACCACGGCGAGGCAGCGACGAUCUGGUCCCUGGGCCUCCUGCUGUACCACCUGGUGGUGGGGAAGCACCUGUUCAGGAGGGGCCAGGAGAUCAUCUGGGGAUGGAUCCUGUUCCCACAAUGGCUCUCUCCAGGUGGAUCCUCAUCUCUGCAGCACGGGGGGAAUACCAGUGCUGGGAGACAGCAGCGGGCUCAGGGGCAUCCCACUCUGGCAGCUCUGAGGAGGUGGCACAUGUCCUGCUCUCCUGCUGCCCUCCAAAGCACAGAAUCCAUGGGGAAGUUUAGGCACAGCUCUGGGCACACCCAGCAUGGCCUGGACAGGGGAAUGGGGGAAAAAAAGCUGACGGGAUCCUUCUCCAACUGACUGGCUUCUGGUUUCUAGUUUCUCUCCCCAGAGUGCCAGGAUGGUAUUAAGAAGUGUUUGUCUGUUGCAUACAGGUAAAACCUUAUAAAAUGAAGGCCCUGUUGCCUUCAUAAAAUCAUGACUCAGGCCUGUUACUUCUGCUAGAGAAGGACCGUGGGAAAGAGGCAUAGCUGAAUUAGAGGUAGAAAAACAUGCUGUGUGAUUGUCGUGUGUUCACCCAGUGGUGUGUGGUGAUUGGUUGAAUUAAGCUUGUUGUGCUUUAAAGCUAUAUAAACAGCUAAGAAACUAUAAAAGACGCUGUGUGGUAUUAAAGAUAAGCUUUUUGCCUUCUGAAUGCAGUUGGUGUGUGUGAUUCAUGAGUGUCGUGUCUGUCUCAACUGUGACAUCUGGUGACCCCCGACCAACGUGGAAUGCCAACUCUAUGGCUGUAUCACGCAGCCGAACCACAAUCAAGUGGCUGGAGACAGACACUCAGCAGAUGAGAAUGGCUGUAAAGCUGUGAUAAGCUGUCCUUGGUUACAGUGUUUUCUAUUACCAUCCUCAUGAGCUGUUGAAUUCAGGUGGGGUGGUGUUUCCUUGCCUCCUCCCCCCAGACUAUCUUUCUGUUAAUGGCCCAUCACUGUCCUGUUGCAUGACUCAGAGGUAACUCCCUCCGGACUAUCUUCUGUUAAUGAGCCUAAUCAACACUUGGCCUCAUGACUCAUUACCCCAU
This is a messenger RNA of Corvus hawaiiensis (hawaiian crow), 2062 nucleotides long. RefSeq names its product serine/threonine-protein kinase pim-1-like. NCBI's taxonomy places the organism in Eukaryota, Metazoa, Chordata, Aves, Passeriformes, Corvidae. The record is from RefSeq and is a predicted model, not a curated record. Bases 1 to 1350 code for a protein of 449 amino acids. Gene Ontology annotation, biological process: RNA-templated DNA biosynthetic process; protein autophosphorylation. The transcript has 6 exons. Gene Ontology annotation, cellular component: cytoplasm. Gene Ontology annotation, molecular function: ATP binding; RNA-directed DNA polymerase activity; protein serine/threonine kinase activity.